Molecule: messenger RNA, 283 nt
Organism: Schizophyllum commune H4-8
Lineage: Eukaryota; Fungi; Basidiomycota; Agaricomycetes; Agaricales; Schizophyllaceae
Exons: 2
Coding region: 38-283 (81 amino acids)
Source: RefSeq, a predicted model, not a curated record
GGCCACUCGUCCUGGUCGCACCCCCCUUCCCUGACCGAUGCCGCCACCCAUCGUGUCAUCCCUUCCCCACUGGCUCGGAGCUCAUGCUCGCCGUGGUACGUCUGGUCUUAGCGCCGCUCCUUGCGCUUCCUCCGACGUAGGGCAUCUCUCGGCGCCCUUCCCAGCUACCCCCCUCGAUCCCGGCGUUGCACCGCGCCCCCUCCUCCUUCUGAUUGGUGUCGCCCUCCAUCGAUCACUGCCACCGGUCGCGUCUCUAACCGAUACGCCUCUCCCACUCUCCUAG